CCCCAGCGCGCAUUUGUCUGUACUGAUGGUAUCGGAAGUGGAAGCGGUGGCGGAACCGGAAGUGGCGGCCGAGUUGUGGUGCUGGCGCCAUCAUGGUGGGCAGAGGGUCCUCCCGCGUACCGGAGCGGUGGACAGACUACAUCCCGCUGGGCAGGAGGAUACCGGGCACCCGCUUCAUUGCCUUCAAGGUCCCCCUGAAGGAGAGCUUUGAUCUGAACCUUCAUCCAGAAGAGAGAUUUUCACCUCGUGACCUCGUUAGGAAAAUCAGGGAGCAGAAGGAAGAGCUGGGCCUGGUCAUUGACCUGACGCACACAACUCGCUACUACAGGCCAGAGGAGCUUCCGGCCACACUCUCCUACUCAAAGAUCUCAACAGUGGGACAUGAAAUUCCAAAUAGACACACCGUCUUUCAAUUCAGACGUGUUGUAAAGAAGUUUUUGAGAAACAACAAAGAUAACGAUAAACUCAUCGGAGUUCAUUGCACCCAUGGCUUAAACAGGACCGGCUACCUGGUCUGUCGGUACCUCAUCGAUGUUGAAGGCAUGGAGCCAAACACUGCCAUAGAGUUGUUCAACAGGGCCCGAGGGCAUCCCAUAGAGAGAAUCAACUAUAUCCAAGAUCUUCAGAAGAGAUCUGCCCAAAACAACUACAGACAAAGUAAUUUGGGCUCGGAUCCCUUCAGAGAAAGAGCCAGCGCUGCACCGAACCUUACAGCCAGACUACACCCACAUCGAUGGGAGCCGGCCCCCUUUGCAAUGCCCAGCAGGCGAGGUGGUUGGGCACAGGCGCAGCCCCCGGCGAUGAUGACUGAGUACAGUCUGGCAGCGAGGAACUGUUGGCUUUCAUUGCCCACUCACGAGUGGCGCAGUGGACUGUACUGUCCCCCGCAGAGCCCCCUGCUCCACCUGCCCCAGAAAGCCCCAGUGGCCCAGAAACAACGGCGCUGGCGACGGAAACCUGCUGUGAUGGUGCAGGGAGCGGUGUAGGGAACACAGCGGAGCUCGGAUUGCCCUAAAGGAACAUCCUCAGGAGCACCCCUGCAGCCUUCGCAAAAGGGCUUUUCUGUGAUUUCCUUAAUACAGAACCAAAAAUAGG
Cuculus canorus (common cuckoo) is the source of this 1095-nucleotide messenger RNA. It is a transcript of the gene DUSP11, whose product is annotated as dual specificity phosphatase 11. Gene Ontology annotation, biological process: protein dephosphorylation. The transcript has 9 exons. Gene Ontology annotation, molecular function: polynucleotide 5'-phosphatase activity; protein tyrosine/serine/threonine phosphatase activity. The coding region runs from base 93 to 986 and encodes 297 amino acids. The record is from RefSeq and is a predicted model, not a curated record. Lineage: Eukaryota; Metazoa; Chordata; Aves; Cuculiformes; Cuculidae.